CCGUCCUCUUCCUCCUCCACUCACUCACUCUCCCCUGUUUCCGCCCCCGGUAAACCCCACCCCCGCUCGCCGGAGGAAUCUCUCCGCCCCUUUAUAUAACCACCAGCUCCACGCUCUUCCACACAGAUCCAGAUCGUUCCCCUGCCGAUUCUUCUCCAAAGGGCCCCGCUCGUCCGCCAUGGAUCUCCUCGCCGCGGAGCCCCGCAGCCUUCUCUUCGCCGGCGUGGCCCUCCUCCUCGCCACGGCCGCCUUCCUCAAGAUCCUCUCCGGUCCCGGGUCCAGCGGCAAACGGCUGCCGCCGACGAUCCGGGCGUGGCCGGUGGUGGGCGGGCUCCUAAAAUUCCUCGCCGGCCCGAUCCCGCUGAUCCGGUCCCAGUACGCUGCCCUGGGGCCGGUCUUCACGGUGCCCAUCCUCACCCGCCGCAUCACCUUCCUCAUCGGUCCCGACGUCUCCGCGCACUUCUUCAAGGGCAACGAGGCCGAGAUGAGCCAGCAGGAGGUGUACCGCUUCAACGUGCCCACGUUCGGCCCCGGCGUCGUGUUCGACGUGGACUACCAGGUGCGGCAGGAGCAGUUCAGGUUCUUCACCGAGGCGCUCCGGGCCAACAAGCUCCGCAGCUACGUCGACCACAUGGUCAUGGAAGCCCAGGAGUACUUCUCGAAGUGGGGAGAAAGCGGCACUGUGGAUUUGAAGUAUGAGCUGGAGCACCUCAUCAUACUGACUGCUAGCCGAUGCUUGUUGGGAAGGGAAGUGCGAGAAAAGCUAUUUGACGAUGUUUCUGCUCUCUUCCAUGAUCUUGACAAUGGGAUGCAGCCAAUCAGUGUCAUCUUCCCCUACCUCCCGAUCCCUGCUCACCGCCGGCGUGACCAGGCACGGGCACGUCUGGCGGAGAUCUUCUCCACCAUCAUCAAGUCCCGCAAGGCCUCUGGGCAGUCCGACGAAGACAUGCUGCAGUGCUUCAUUGAUUCCAAGUACAAGAACGGACGUCCCACCACAGAAAGCGAGGUGACUGGGCUGCUCAUCGCGGCGCUGUUUGCUGGGCAGCACACUAGCUCAAUCACCUCGACCUGGACCGGAGCCUACCUCCUCCAGUUCCAACGCUACUUCGCUGAGGCUGUAGAGGAGCAGAAGGAGGUGAUGAAGCGACAUGGUGACAAGAUUGACCAUGACAUCUUGGCAGAGAUGGAUGUCCUAUACCGGUGCAUCAAGGAGGCGCUCCGGCUCCACCCACCGCUAAUCAUGCUGCUCCGCCAGUCGCACUGCGACUUCAGCGUGACCACGAGAGAAGGCAAAGAGUUUGAUAUCCCCAAGGGCCACAUCGUCGCGACAUCUCCAUCUUUCGCCAACAGGCUCCCUCACAUCUACAAGAACCCAGACUCGUAUGAUCCUGACCGGUUUUCACCUGGGAGGGAGGAGGACAAGGCUGCGGGCGCCUUCUCAUACAUCUCCUUUGGAGGCGGCAGGCACGGGUGCCUCGGCGAGCCAUUCGCGUACCUGCAGAUCAAGGCAAUAUGGACGCUCCUGCUGAGGAACUUCGAGUUCGAGCUGGUCUCGCCUUUCCCCGAGAAUGACUGGAAUGCGAUGGUUGUUGGCAUCAAGGGCGAGGUGAUGGUGAACUACAAGCGGCGGAAGCUCAUAGUCGAAAACUAGCCAGUGUCUUUAGGAUAUUUGCUUCCUGUACUUGUUCUGUUCCCCUUUAAGUUCUGUUGUCUGUCACGCCAUCUUGUAGGGUAUCUUCACCAUUGUUCAGGAUUCUGCAAUUUGCUUCCUGUGGUUUAGAUGUUCAUUCAGAUAUGUUAUUACACCACUGUUUUUUAUGUGAAUCUGGGAAUCUGUGGUUCAGGAUUUGCCACUUGCUAUCU
Brachypodium distachyon (stiff brome) is the source of this 1863-nucleotide messenger RNA. RefSeq names its product obtusifoliol 14-alpha demethylase. Gene Ontology annotation, molecular function: heme binding; oxidoreductase activity, acting on paired donors, with incorporation or reduction of molecular oxygen; monooxygenase activity. Lineage: Eukaryota; Viridiplantae; Streptophyta; Magnoliopsida; Poales; Poaceae. Bases 179 to 1651 code for a protein of 490 amino acids. The record is from RefSeq and is a predicted model, not a curated record. The transcript has 3 exons.